ACCCAGCAGGCUGUCGACCAAUCGUGUUCAUGUUGUCAUGCUGCGUCGCUCAAUCCCUUCUCAAAGUCAGGAUAUGAGUUGAUUAGCCUGCUAUUUUCCUCGAAAGUAUGAUUCCAAACUAUAAGAUAUUACAGAGAACGUUAAUUAUCUCACAUUUCUGAAAAUAUUUGUAAAGUUGUACUUCUUGUUCACGAAAUUGUUGUAGCUAGCGCUCCCAUUCACGCCUUGCAAGAGAGCUCCCCUUGUCCCAGAAUCACCCGGAAUGCACUGCGCGGCCCAUUGACAACGCCUGUGCGUUAACACUAUUUAUAUGGAGUUUCCCAUCUCAUCAAAAGUAUAUCUGGGUAAUGUAGCAAACCCAAGACACCUCUGAAGAAGGACAUUUCAGAAUGGCCGAGUCGCCUUUGUCCGGUGUGAAUGUAGUGCUAGUUAUGGCAUAUGGCAGCCUGGUGUUUGUAUUGCUAUUUAUCUUCGUCAAGAGGCAGAUCAUGCGUUUUGCUAUGAGGUCCCGCAGAGGACCCCAUGCCCCUAUUGGACACAAUGCACCCAAGGGUUUGCGGGAAGAGAUUGACGCACGUCUGUCCAAGGUUCAGGAAAUCCGCUUCGAGCCGCGUCUGCUCUCUGAGGAGGAUGAUAGGCUGAAGCACGGGACACAGUUCAGUUGCUACAACUACCUGUACAGGAUGAAGGCUCUAGAUGCCAUUCGGGACUCGGGGAUCCCGCUGCAGGAGAUGGGCCGCAACCCGAACGCCAUCACAGGACGCAGUUUCCGCAACUGGCUGCUGGAUCUGCGUAACUCCCACUCUCUGAUCAAGAGCAGCCGUAGCACCCUCAUUGACAACCUGUUGGAGGGAUAUGACAGUGCACGUCAUGGCACAGGGGUAUUUGGGGAAGAGGAAUAUAUGAAAUACCAGGAUGCUCUGAAUGAACUGGCUGAUGUUGUGAAAGCCUACUCCAGCACCACCAGUCUGGACCAGCAUCACCAGUCAGCAGCCAAGGACCUGACCGGUUCCCCAGCCCGCAGCACCCCCCCCACCAUCCAAGUUACCUACCUGCCCUCCACCAGCCAGCGCAGCAAGAGGCCAAAGCACUUCCUGGAGCUCAAGAGCUUCAAGGACAACUACAACACACUGGAGAGCACCCUGUGAGAGGUGACUGUUGGGUCAGUUCCAUUUCAAUUCCUGCUUGUUGAAUCCAUAGGAAUUGUAUUCAAUAGCAAUAAUUGGAAUUGUGAUGGAAUUGACCACAGCUUUGCUAUGGGGACUACCAAAAACAUAGUAACAGAUCAAGCAUGUAGUGUAUAUACUAAAGCUUGCGGAAGAUCACAUUGCAUGUACGUUUUACUUUAUUUCCAUUGGCAAUAAGGAGAAUUGUCCGAUAAUACAAAGCAUUUGAAUAGUCCUAUCGUCAUAUCAGGGUCUUUAUCCCAGGAAUCUACUACGAGUCUAUGGUACUUCAAUGUAUUGGUGCUGACACAUACACUAAGGACAAAGACCAUUGUACAACAGUUAUGCAUUACAACUGUUAGUUUCCCCUGCACUUGAAUUUUAAACUUCACAUGUAUGUAUGUGUUGAUUGGUUGUUUGUAUAGAUGAAGAAAAUAUAUUUAUAUUUUCAAAAGCUUUUUUUUUUUUUACAUGUAGAAUCUGAACUGUGUAUGUGAUCUUGUGUUGAGAUUAACACAUGGAAUGGAGCUAAAUUACUCUCCAUCAGUGUGUUUAGAUUUUUCCACUAGAUGCCAUUAGCAAGUUGGGGAGCAACAUGGUCCACUGCAGUUAUUCAAGGAACAGUGCUUACAAACUAUGGAUGCCAGUUAGAAAAUGCAAAGCUUAAAUGCUAAAUAGGAAUGUGAAAAUAGUAGAUAUACAUUUUAUUUUCAUAUCAGUGUACGAUUCAUGCCACAAUUCAAUUCCAAAUUUAAAAUUAAAUGUGAAAAUGGUUAAUAGAAAAAGCCAAAUGGUAAACAGAAAAUCAAAGGCAAAUUGAAAGUGGCUGUUUUUCAUUUUACAACUACCCAAUUAAUCAUUUUCUCUUUUUCAAUUUUCAUUUUCAAAGUGUAUGCAUAUUAUUUCUUGGAGGCGUGAACCAGGAGAGCAACACCACACCCCCAUGUGGGUUCUCUGUACAUUGAUUUUAGACUAGAGUAACCAACACACAGGGUGAGAACCCAGGUCUCCUGCGCACCAGAAAAGCAUAGGCCUGCUAAGCUGAAGCCUAGGCAUUGACUCAGGGAGCCAAAUGGACACCCAUUUUUUUGGAACCUGGGUUGAACAUUGGACUCAAACACCUGAUAAUCUGCUGAUUUCAUGAUGCCUUGCGCACGUUCAAGGCCCCCAGUACCAGAGGCAGCAAAGCAACCACACAGAAUCUUUAAACCUCCCCGAUUUUUGAUUGUAAGGAUGGUGUUCUUUUCCUUGACUGCUUUGUUUGGUUGUCGGUAAACAAAGCACUGAUCUAUACUGCCAAAUAGCUCAAACAUUGGUCCACAACAUUUCACCUGGGAUUUAGGGUUGUUUGGGUGGGUUUUUGACAAGUUUAUUCAGGUUUUCUAGUCUCCUUCAGCAGUGGUGUCUUCCUAUGUUUACCAAUGACCAAAUGAAGUAAUAGACGUAUAGUGGACAUCACACCUCAAACAUUGAAGACUUAGAACAGUUUGCUGCUGAAGAGUGAGCCAAAUUGCCAUUUAAAAGGUGCAGCAAGCUCAUUGAUGGCUACAAGAAGCCUGGAGUGUUCUUGGCCAAAGGCUAUGCUGUACUAGCUCCAGGUUACAUAUAAUUUUGUCCAUGUCAUUUGUCUUUA
Molecule: messenger RNA, 2799 nt
Organism: Oncorhynchus kisutch (coho salmon)
Lineage: Eukaryota; Metazoa; Chordata; Actinopteri; Salmoniformes; Salmonidae
Exons: 7
Coding region: 390-1148 (252 amino acids)
Biological process (GO): phagocytosis
Source: RefSeq, a predicted model, not a curated record